This is a messenger RNA of Drosophila navojoa, 2596 nucleotides long. RefSeq names its product Caseinolytic protease chaperone subunit (gene ClpX). The record is from RefSeq and is a predicted model, not a curated record. Gene Ontology annotation, biological process: protein folding. Lineage: Eukaryota; Metazoa; Arthropoda; Insecta; Diptera; Drosophilidae. Gene Ontology annotation, molecular function: ATP-dependent protein folding chaperone; ATP hydrolysis activity; zinc ion binding. Gene Ontology annotation, cellular component: mitochondrial matrix.
AUGCACAAGGCACAAAAUCAAAAACGCUAAAGAAAAUUGUUGUCUUUUAAGAGUGAAAACAGCAACCAAUUCAGAUUAUUGUGCAAAACCAAUACGAAUGACUAGCAAUAUUUGCUUGUCAAAAUAGUCCAGAACAGACUGGCAACAACAGCAGUGCCCGCAGCCCCCGAGCAGUAGAAGAAAGAAGAAGAAGAGAGCGUUGUGUGUAUGUGUGUGUGUGAGUGCAAGCCGACCCGCCAGCUGAGAUUUCCGUAAUAACAGCAACAGCAGCGCUUUAUAAUGAGUAUGGUACGGCGUAUAAUAUUGUUGGCUCCAAAAUAUAAAAUUUGGACAAAAGGUACCAGCCACGUACAACAUACACCGAACUGCAUAAUACUGAGCAGUGGGCUUGGACGGCGACGAUUUCACCUGGCCACUCAGCAAUGCGCCGCCAAUGGGCAGCUACUGCUGGAGUCCGUUGUGGCCAUACCCGCCUACAUUGACAUAACUAAUGGAGUGAGAAUCAGAUCGGAGUCUGGAAACGGCAGCAGCAGUAGUGGAACUACAGGAACCGACAAGGGCGGCGACAUCAGUGGCGCAGGUGGUGCAUCCAAACCACCGGGGGGUGGUGGGUCGAGUCUUGGCGGCAGUGGCGGCUCAACCACAACUGGCGGAAGUGGCGAUAAGUUCUUAUCCUGUCCAAAAUGUGGCAGUGCGUGCACCCAAGUGGAAACAUUUGUCAGCUCAACGCGGUUUGUGAAGUGUGCCAAGUGCAACUACUUCUUUGUGGUGCUCUCCGAUGUGGAAACCAAGCAGCGUAUCAAGGAGGAGCCAAAGAAUCAGCGCAAGCCACCGCCGCCACCGCAGAAGAUCAUGGAAUACUUGGACAAGCAUGUGGUUGGCCAGGACUUUGCCAAGAAGGUGCUAGCGGUGGCCGUCUACAAUCAUUAUAAGCGCAUCCAUCACAAUUUGCCGCAGCUGCAGCAACAGCCAAGUGCGGGCGGCGCUGGGAGCGGACUGGACGGCAUACCUCGCACGGAUCUACUGCACAUCACCGGCAUCGGUCACACACUGAACAGCAGUCCUGGCAACGAGCUGCCGCCAAAACCAGCCCAAAUGGGCCUCGGCGGCGGUCUGACUGGUGGCGGUCUAGGUAGCGGCCUGCACAACAGCAACGCUGCCAACGCCUCGCGGAGCAGCGAUCAUCGUCCCGGCUCCGAGAUACUGGACAGACAAAGUAACGAUGUUAAAUUGGAGAAGAGCAACAUCAUUAUGCUCGGCCCGACGGGAUCUGGCAAAACGUUAAUUGCACAGACAAUCGCCCGCUGUCUGGAUGUGCCGUUUGCCAUAUGCGAUUGCACAACGCUCACCCAGGCCGGCUACGUGGGCGAGGACAUUGAGAGUGUCAUAUCCAAGUUGCUACAGGACGCCAACUACAAUGUGGAGCGUGCUCAAACCGGCAUUGUGUUCUUGGAUGAGGUGGAUAAAAUUGGCGCUGUGCCUGGCAUACAUCAGCUGCGCGACGUGGGCGGCGAAGGUGUUCAGCAGGGUAUGUUAAAGAUGCUGGAGGGGACUGUGGUCAAUGUGCCCGAGCGCAACUCGCCGCGUAAGCUGCGAGGCGAGACGGUGCAGGUGGACACUACGAAUAUACUGUUUGUUGCCUCUGGUGCCUACACGGGCCUCGAUCGUCUCAUUGCCCGCCGACUAAAUGAAAAGUAUUUGGGCUUUGGCAUGCCGUCGACGAGCGGCUCGGGCCGUCGAGCGGCACAAUCAACAGCCAGUCCAAUGGAUAACGAUCAGGAGGAGCGUGAUAAAUGCCUGACCAAGGUGCAGGCCCGUGAUCUCGUUGAGUUUGGCAUGAUACCCGAAUUCGUUGGUCGUUUUCCGGUCAUUGUGCCCUUCCAUAGUUUGAAUGUGAAUAUGCUAGUGCGUAUUCUGACCGAACCACGCAAUGCUCUCGUGCCUCAAUACAAAGCGCUGCUUGGCCUCGACGAGGUGGACUUAUCGUUUACGGAAGAUGCGGUUGAAUCAAUUGCAAGUCUAGCCAUGGAAAGGCAUACUGGUGCACGUGGACUGCGCUCCAUAAUGGAGCAACUGCUGUUGGAUCCCAUGUUCAUUGUGCCUGGAUCAGAUAUACGCAGCGUACACAUUACGGCGGAUUAUGUGCGCGGCAAUUCAAAGCCCAUUUACAGUCGCAGUAGUGAUGACGAUACCAGCGCUACCACCGACAGCUCAACAACGGAGACUACAGAUUCGGAGCCCAGCAACGAUAAUGAUAAGAACUUUGAAGAUAGUGAAAAAUCACGUUUAAAUGAUACUGUGGUCGGUACGUAGCACCUCCUGCAAAGCGCUGUCACACAAUUUUUGAAUGGCUGAUUCGCAAUUUUAUAUAUAUCUAAAUAUAUAUAUUAUGUUUAUAUAUAUAUACAUAUGUAUAGCAUAUAUCGGUCCCCUUCCCACUCGAUAUGCACCUGUGAUUCAUAACUGACAAGCAGCGCAAAUUUGAAAAUGCAGCCUUUCAAAAAUCGUUUGCAGCAUCAAAAAAUGGCAAUUGUAAAAAACAAUCAAAUAUCUAAUUUUUUCACUAGAAAUGUAAAGCAAAAAUAAUAAAAAAAAA